Molecule: messenger RNA, 423 nt
Organism: Uranotaenia lowii
Lineage: Eukaryota; Metazoa; Arthropoda; Insecta; Diptera; Culicidae
Gene: ubl
Product: ubiquitin-like protein 5
Exons: 3
Coding region: 100-321 (73 amino acids)
Biological process (GO): mRNA splicing, via spliceosome; protein modification process
Cellular component (GO): nucleus; cytoplasm
Molecular function (GO): protein tag activity; protein binding
Source: RefSeq, a predicted model, not a curated record
CGAAACUGUUUGUUUUGGUUCAGAAUUUCUCGUAAAUCGUGAAAUUUCCGCCGUGUUUAAAACGUUUUGCGAACUUUUGUUGCGAAAAAGCAUAUUAAAAUGCUAGAAAUAACCUGCAACGAUCGACUGGGAAAGAAGGUUCGAGUAAAAUGUAAUCCGGAUGAUACCAUUGGGGAUCUUAAGAAGCUGAUAGCGGCACAAACCGGAACACGACAUGACAAAAUUGUGCUCAAAAAGUGGUACACAAUUUUCAAGGAUAACAUUAAACUAUCGGACUAUGAAAUUCAUGACGGUAUGAAUCUGGAACUCUACUACCAGUAAAAUAUUGCGAUCGGAAGGGGAGGGAAUUUUUUACUUUAAGAAACUGUAAUCAUAACUGAGCAUAUUUUGAAUGAUUGAAUAAAAUUGGGUAUGAAAACAAAA